Messenger RNA from Phoenix dactylifera (date palm), 4341 nucleotides. The record is from RefSeq and is a predicted model, not a curated record. Lineage: Eukaryota; Viridiplantae; Streptophyta; Magnoliopsida; Arecales; Arecaceae.
UGGAAUAUGUGUUGCUUUCAAGUCCCUCUCAAUCCCCUCUUUACCAUUUAUUCAUCAACUUUUCUGCUUCCACCCCCUGUUUUAAUGAAAAAGAGAACAAUCUCGGAAAACCGAGCAUCUAUUUAGUUCUAGAUUUUUCUGAGUUUUUCUAUUGUAUUUUUCUUUUCUUUUUUAAUUCCGAAAUUCUUAAUCUUUGGUGAAAGAUGUUAAGAUCUGGACCGGAUAGAAAGUUCUGGUGGUUCUUCCUUUCAAACUCAUUCUUUGGUUGCUUUUCUUUGGAAUGCUAAAAAUUGGAUUUUAGAAUGUUAAAGAUGAAGAUCUUUUUUCGGUGCAAUGUAUAAAUUUUAGAUCUUGAGACUCAUUUGUGCAGAGGACAAGCUCAGAUCUAGACAUUAGGAGAGAUUCCUGUUUCUUUGCAUAGAAUAAUUAAUGGUAGAAAGUUUUCCAAAUGCCAAUGCCUGGAGAAGCUCCUUUCUUUUGGAAUUCUUAAAAGUCUAAUUUCCAACCGGAUUCAUGGAAUUGCAUCAGAUUUUUGGUGCAUAUCCUGCCCAAAGUUCAUUUUUUGAUGCAUACGUUCUAAUAAUUUUUUGCAGCGAUUUAUCAUUAUGGGCAAUCUCUAUUCUCCAUCAUUAUGAAUAUAAAAAUCCUUUUUUUCUUCUUCUUUUCUUCCAAAACGUGUUUAUUAUUCCCCCUCCCUUUUCUUGUUUUUAGAUGUUGUGGGAGGCAUAUAUGUGCCAUUUCCUUCGAAGUUAUUAGAUGCUAAAUUUUCAUACGAUUUACUAUCUUGAACAUGGAGCGUAUCACUAAUAUUUGAGACCUUUCAUGUUCAUUUCGUAAGUGAUUUUACAGGAACCUGGUAUCUUAUUCAUUAUGAAUUUAUAAGAGUGUUGUUUUCUAAUUUAUCGCUAUUUGAAUUUUGAGGCUUCUUCCCCUGUUAAUAGAUACUGCAAAUCCAUUUCUUUACCUAGAGUCACAAAGAAAUCUGACACUUAAUUUUCAGAGCUUGGGUUCCAAGUAAUUUUCCACGUGCUCUGAACUAGAAGGGAGAUUUGCAGCCUAGAAUGAAUUGAAGUUCUAACAUUACUGAGAGCGGGAUAACAUAUGAAGAUGGAUAUAUGGAGCUUCAACAAGAAAGCUCCAUUCUUGGGGCGUUGUCUGCGACAAUCUCAAGGAAUCUUUCAUCUUCUUCCUCUGCAUUUGUCUCUGCAAGUCAGUCGCCUUUCUUCUCGCCACGAUCACCAGUGCUCGGCUCCGAAGCAGUCCGACCUGACGCUGCAAACACUUCCAAUAGUAUUGUUAUAAAUGUUGGUCAUCUUGGUUCUAGCACUGUGACUGAACCAGAAUCUUUAUCUGGUAUCAACUUUGUGGCAUCUGAUGUAUCUCCCGUUCCAAGUUUCUGCACUUCCAGUAAUUUUGGAACUCCAGGAAAUGUUAACAACAACCCCAGUCCGGUUUCCUCCUCUAAUGGUAUUUGCAAUGGCAGUUCAUCUAAUUACAGCCAAGGAAGCAGUAAUUGUCACUUGGCUCGCAGGGAGAAGCAGAAGAGAUUGGGGAGAGGCCAGAGAAGGUUUUCAUUUACUGAGCCUUCAGCUUCGGUUUCUUCAGCUAGUAGGCUUAGGAGCUGUGAUGUGUACAUAGGAUUUCAUGGGCGGAAACCCUCCUUGCUGAAAUUUACCAAUUGGCUUCGUGCGGAGUUGGAAAUCCAAGGGAUUAGUUGCUUCGCAUCCGACAGGGCCUGGUGCAGGAAUUCUCGCAGCUAUGAUAUGGUAGAAAGAAUAAUGAACGCUUCUACCUAUGGAGUAGUGAUCCUCACAAAGAAGUCAUUUGGGAACCCUUAUAGCAUAGAGGAGCUUAGAAAUUUUUUGGAUAGAAAAAAUCUGGUUCCUGUUUACUUUGACUUGAGCGCUGCUGAUUGUCUUGCAAGAGACAUGAUUGAAAAGAGGGGAGAACUGUGGGAGAAACAUGGUGGUGAGUUGUGGAUGCUGUAUGGUGGCUUGGAAAGGGAAUGGAGAGAAGCUAUAGAUGGACUUCAACGGGUAGUAGACCAGCAAUUGGAGGCAUUUGAUGGUAAUUGGAGAGAAUGCAUACUACAGGCUGUGGUUCUUUUGGCUGCAGGAUUGGGGAGGAGAAGUGUGGUGGAUAGAGUGAAUAGGUGGAGAGGGAGGGUGGAGAAAGAGGAGUUCCCUUAUCCUCGAAAUGAAGCUUUUGUCGGUCGGAAAAAGGAACUCUCUCAGUUGGAGCUUAUUUUGUUUGGAGAUGUCAGAGGGGUUGGAGAAGGAGAAUACUUUGAACUUAAGACCAGCCAUAGGCGAAAAGCUUUUUCGAUAGGAAGGUCUGGGAAUUGUUGUGAAGAGAAAAAAGCAAAGGAUCGGAAAUCAGAAGGCAGCAUCAAAGGAAAAGAGCCGGUUCUCUGGAAGGAGUCUGAGAAGGAAAUUGAGAUGCAGAGGUUGGGUAGUCCACAUAGGCAAUGCCCCCCUUUAAGGGCAAAGAAUGGAGGGAGGUAUGGUAGGAGAAAAAGAUCGACAAAGAUGCUGUACGGGAAGGGUAUUGCUUGUGUGUCUGGGGAUUCAGGAAUCGGUAAAACAGAAUUGGUUUUGGAAUAUGCAUACAGAUUCUCCCAGAGAUACAAGAUGGUCUUGUGGGUGGGAGGGGGAACCAGAUAUAUUCGGCAGAACUAUCUGGCUCUAUGUACUUUCCUGGAUGUUGAUCUGAGCAUUGAAAACAAUUGUCUUGAAAAAGGAAAGAUGAAGUGCUUCGAAGAGCAGGAAGAAGAAGCCAUUUCCAGAGUAAGGAAAGAGCUAAUGCGGGACAUCCCAUUCUUAAUUGUCAUUGAUAACUUGGAGAAUGAGAAGGACUGGUGGGAUCAAAAAGUUAUAAUGGAUCUUCUGCCACGAUUUGGUGGAGAAACGCAUUUCAUAAUAACCACCCGCCUUCCUCGAGUAAUGAACUUGGAGCCAAUGAAGCUUUCGUACUUAUCCGGUGUCGAGGCGAUGUCUUUGAUGAUGGGAGGCAUGAAGGACUAUCCAAUAGUUGAAAUUGAUGCUCUUAAAGCCAUCGAGGAGAAACUCGGCAGGCUUACACUUGGUCUUGGUAUUGUAGGAGCUAUUCUUUCUGAGCUGCCUAUAACUCCGAGUCGGCUGCUUGACACUAUAAAUAGAAUGCCUCCGAGAGUUUUGGCAUGGACUGAUAGAGAAGUUCCUGCAUUGAGACGACAUACAGUCCUCGUUCAGCUUUUAGAUGUCUGUCUUUCGAUAUUUGACCAUGCUGAUGGACCAAGGAGUUUGGCAACCAGAAUGGUUGAAGUAAGUGGUUGGUUUGCUCCUUCAGCAAUUCCAAUUUCUCUCUUAGCUUUGGCUGCACAUAAGGUUCCAGAGAAUCGUCAGGGUUCUCCAGUCUGGAAGAAGCUUUUGCAUGCACUAAUCUGCAGCUUUACAGCAUCUCAUAUCAAGAGAUCUGAAGCUGAAGCAUCAUCCAUGUUGAUCAGAUUUGGGAUUGCGAGAAGUAGCGCAAAAACUGAUCGCAUCCAUUUUCAUGAGAUUGUCAAGCUAUAUGCUCGCAAACGGGGGGCCACUCGAGUUGCUCAUGCUACGUUUCAAGCAGUUUUCCUUAGAGGCUCCGUCUCUCAAUCUUUUGACCAUCUAUGGGCAGCUUGCUUCUUACUUCUUGGAUUUGGAACCGAUCCUGUGGUUGUGGAGCCAAGACCAUCUGACUUGCUAUUCUUCAUAAAACGUGUGGUUCUGCCUCUAGCCAUACAUACAUUCAGCACCUUCUCUCGGUGCACUGCAGCAUUAGAACUUCUACGCCUUGCAACCGAUGCAUUGGAUAUUGCUGCAGAGUCAUUGGUUUCAAGAUUUGAGAAAUGGUUUGAUAAAUCAUUCUGUUGCAUUAGAGCAGGUCAAUCAGAUGCUCAGAGCACAUAUCUUUGGCAGGACUUGACACUCUUGAAAGCAACUGUUCUAGAAACAAGAGCAAAACUGAUGCUUAGGGGUGGACAGUAUGACAUAGGGGAUGACCUCAUUCGCAAAGCUAUUUUUAUCAGGACUUCAAUCUGUGGUGAGCAUCAUCCAGACACAGUAGCGGCUCGAGAAACACUUAGUAAACUGACAAGACUUCUCACAAACAUUCAAGUUAGUUGAUCUUGUGUAAUUUCUUUAUCAUUCACCAUAUAUUCUUUCAUGUGGUUUCACAUUAGAAUCACAAAAAAUGUCUCAGCUCAAUAAGAAGGAAAUUACCGAAAUAACUUCAGUUUUCUUCUUGCGCUUUUUUCCAAUAUUUUUGGCUCUUGCAGAAAGCAUUGUUCAUAAUUAUAAAAUUAGUUUGAGCUUGGAAACCUUUUGAAUA